Molecule: messenger RNA, 1144 nt
Organism: Spea bombifrons (plains spadefoot toad)
Lineage: Eukaryota; Metazoa; Chordata; Amphibia; Anura; Pelobatidae
Gene: NUDT6
Product: nudix hydrolase 6
Exons: 5
Coding region: 63-1040 (325 amino acids)
Molecular function (GO): NADH pyrophosphatase activity; ADP-ribose diphosphatase activity; NAD binding
Source: RefSeq, a predicted model, not a curated record
GGCUGGCGCUCUAGCAUUUUGGAAAGCGUAUCCAUAACAAAGAUGGCGCCGCCCGGCUAGUGAUGUCGCUUCCGCUUAUGUUAUGUAAGGAUAGGGUGCUACAGCUGACUGCUGGGAUGCUGCGGCUUGUGUGUCGGCGUUAUUUGAUUCGGUGGUCUACCACCGGGGUAAAAGCGGUGACGGGCAGAUUUCUCACCUCGGAACCCAGCCGGUCCGAGCAAGCCCCGUGCGCUUGGCCCCAGGAAAAGAUAGACCGCUUCGGGGGAGUUACGGUCCGGCUGCGGCCUCAUCAUGAUCUGGACGAAGCCGGCUUCAAGAGCUGGCUACAUGAAUCUAUUAAAGCAUGGAGGGAAGAUGGCAGAAUUGCAGUAUGGCUGCACGUUCCGAUCAUUCUUAGCAGGCUGAUAACCUCCGCUGCCUCCGAGGGGUUUACUUUUCAUCAUGCAGAACGUGACACAUCUACUCUUACGCUCUGGUUAAAGGAUGGGCCAAGCAAACUGCCUGGAUACGCAACACACCAAGUCGGGGUGGCAGGAGCUGUUCUCGAUGAGGACACUGGGAAAGUAUUGGUAGUGCAGGAUAGAAAUAAGACUUUGAACACAUGGAAGUUUCCCGGAGGACUCUCUGAUCCCGGUGAAGAUAUUGGAGUUACUGCAGUUCGGGAAGUGUUUGAAGAAACAGGCAUCACAUCAGAAUUUAAAUCCCUCUUGAGCAUAAGACAACAACACAAUCACCCAGGAGCCUUUGGGAAGUCAGACAUGUAUAUUAUUUGUCGCCUAAAGCCUCUGUCAUACCAGAUAAAUUUCUGCCCCCAGGAGUGCCUAAAGUGUGAGUGGAUGGACCUCCAAGAACUGGCAUACUGUAGCGAUACAACCCCCAUCACCAGCAGGAUUGCUAAACUGCUGCUCUAUGGCUACAAGGAAGGUUUCCAUAACGUCGACCUAGCUAUGAGGACACUUCCAGCUGUUUACUCAGGGCUUUUCUAUUCUCUCUACCAUAAGGAACUGCCGGAGGCCUAUGAAAGCAAGCGGGGCCUCUAAGAAGCUUCACAUUUUAAUUCUUUAUUAACCAAGGCAUUGUAAUGUCGUUUUAUACCAACAUGGUGCAUAGAUAAGAUCUGGAAUGCUGUAUCUGGGAGCAGCUC